CCAGCGCUGCACUACAGCGAAAGACUUAGUCAAGAAGGCCCUGUCUCAAAAGGAAAACGGACUCCACCAUAAAAGAGGCGAAGCUUUCUCUGUCCGGGACCAAGAGACUCUGGAGAAGAAGCAGCUCUUGCACUUGCAGAGUCGAAGCCACGGUCUGGAGUUCAUUCUCUGCAUAGACCAAGUCCCAGCAUGGCAGCAACCAAGAUGAGUUUGAAGCUUCUUGUCGACAAGAGAAACCAGACCGUGCUCUUUGCCGAAGCCGAGAAGGACUUUGUGAAUUUCCUUUUCCAUUGCCUGGCUUUGCCGGUCGGAACUAUUAUGAGUCUCCUCACCAAAGCAGGCACGGUGGGUGGCAUUGGCAAUCUUUACGGGAGUGUCGAGAAUCUCGGUGACACAUUCAUUAAACCUAGAGAGAAAGAUGUUCUUUUGAAUCCCAAGACACAGAGGUCCAGUCCAGAUGUUCUGCUCUCAUUGUUGCCCGAGGCUCCACCUUCUGUGCCAAUUACCUACUACGCUUGUCCUCGUAUUUCCAGUGAUCUCUUCGGUGUAAACACCUCAUGCCGUAGCUGUGUGACGGGUUCCCCUUCUACGAAAUGUCCUGGUUGCAACGACGUGAUGAGCAAGAAAUUGUCAUGGGUCGUGGGACCAGAUGCCGAUGCCGCAUCCUCGGCUGAGGUACCUGGUGGGGAGGGUGGUUAUGUGACAGGCGUCACAUACAUGGUGACGGACGAACUGGUUGUGAAGCCCAUGUCCCCUAUCUCUUCCAUUACUCUCCUCAAGAGGUUCAAUGUGCAAGAAAUCGAGGAUCUUCAAGAGAAGGUCGUCGACUUCGGCUUGGAUGAGGUAAGGCCUGCAAAACUCGCAACCUCUUACAAAUAUUUGAACGAGAUUUGAAAUUCUACAAUAACACCUGAGGGUUUUUUCGACUGGUAAAUGUUCUAAGCUAUUGCAAUGCUUAUGUGAGAUCGGAAGGCUCGAUCCAUCCGAUUACUAUUUUGUUAACUCAUCAACUAAGAGCACAUCAAUCCUCGGUUAUACAGAAGAAGAAACUGAAGAUUCCUGUAAACACUUAUCUGAGUCUCUGUAUGCUUUAACACCCGCAGCCCACAAUAGUUCUUCAACUUACAUUUAUGAUUCAGUUCUGAAUAUGUUAGCUAUUGCAAAAGCGCUAUUACCGUUUCUUAUAAAGGCAGCCGCGCUGUACUUUCUCGAGUACCCCUUUUUUACUUGUCUUGCUCUAU
This is a messenger RNA of Eucalyptus grandis, 1241 nucleotides long. RefSeq lists its product as uncharacterized. Bases 190 to 894 code for a protein of 234 amino acids. The transcript is spliced from 3 exons. The record is from RefSeq and is a predicted model, not a curated record. NCBI's taxonomy places the organism in Eukaryota, Viridiplantae, Streptophyta, Magnoliopsida, Myrtales, Myrtaceae.